Molecule: messenger RNA, 2979 nt
Organism: Polyodon spathula (Mississippi paddlefish)
Lineage: Eukaryota; Metazoa; Chordata; Actinopteri; Acipenseriformes; Polyodontidae
Product: regulator of G-protein signaling 3-like
Exons: 8
Coding region: 277-1431 (384 amino acids)
Source: RefSeq, a predicted model, not a curated record
AUCACGUGGUAGACUAGCUUUGGAGGCUCAACUUGGACGACUGGGUUCCGCUACCAAAACAAAGUGGACUAAACAUCAAAGACAGCCAAGUCGUCUUAAAACCCUCUGCUUCACAACAGCCACUGACACACACUCCACUUCUGCCAGCAAACUGCUGACUGCUGCCUGGGAUCCAGCACAGAUUCUGGGGCACAACACCUUGCCUUUCUCCCUGAACACAGAGGAAAGCACCAGCAAUACUGCAGGGACAGAUGCCAACCACACACUCCUAAUAAGAUGCGCAGGUCUAGUUCUGAGGGCUCCAUUCUCCUCUGCGAAUACCUGCCCUGGCAUAAGACUACCCUCCGGAGGCCUGGUGCCUGUACCAAGAGAGAAGAGCAAGCCAGCCUAGGAGACGAGCCACGGGACAACACUGACAGCACUGGGCUUAUAAAUUUGGAGAGUGGGCCUUCCAUUGCAAAGACACAACCAAAUUGCAAUGAAACUGAACCUUCUUGCGCUGGGGAGGAGCCUGAGGCUCAGGGGGUGGGGCUACCCUAUUUGGGGACAGUGCCAGAAGUCCGCAUUGAAAAGGAGUUUAGUUUGAGCUCUGACGCUUUGCCCUGCCUGGGAUUACAAGCAUCAGGGCAAAGCAGUGAAAGUCUGAUGGCUGCAGAUUGUUUUCUGGGAGUAGUAGGAUUGUCUGGGGUGUCCCGGGCAUACAGCGACAGCGAGCUUGCCCGUGACGGAGCUGCUGAAGGGUUGACAGGCAGUCAGGCAGGCAGCAGUGACAGUGGCUGGAGCCUCCCAUCUCCUGAGACACUGAGGAGGGAAAGAGUUCAAGGGAAGCUGGCUGCAACCAAAGUGCAUCUUAGGGUGCUUUUCAGGCCUCCCAAGUGGAACACUGCCAGUAUGGAGUCUGACCUGGAUUGCGCUGAUGAGAACAGCCGACAGAAUCGGAAGAGAUGGCUGGCCUUUCUGAAGCGUUGGAGUGAGGCUGGCAGCACAGGGACCUGCAGUGACCUCAGAACACUCAGGCCAAGUUCAGAGGAAGUGAAGAAAUGGUCUGAAUCACUGGACAAUCUUCUUGAUCAUCGCUAUGGUCUGGCUGCAUUCAGAGCCUUCCUGCGCUCAGAGUUUAGUGAAGAGAAUCUAGAGUUCUGGCUGGCUUGUGAAGACUACAAGAAGACAUGGACCAUCUUUAACCUGCAGCGCAAGGCUAAGAAGAUCUUCAACCAAUACAUUAAAACACAGGCCCCAAGAGAGGUGAAUUUGGAUUCAAAGACGAGAGAGAUCACCUCCCAGUUGGUCCUCAAUCCCACGCGCUCCUGCUUCGACCAGGCUGAGAAACGAGUCUACGGGCUAAUGGAGAAAGAUUCCUACCCCCGCUUUCUGCGCUCGGAGCUCUACCAAGAACUGCUGGAGCCACAGCAGCCCAACGGCAACCUGUAGACCAGCACAGUCCAAACGUGUUUCAUCCUGCGUCUAAACGUAAAGACUUAUCAUGGGAUUUCCUUCUAAAUGAUCUACUGUUAAACAGAAACAUGUUCAUAGUCUCGGUAAGACCUUGGACCCGGGCUGGCUUGAAAAAUAAAUUUACUGGGAAAUAUCCGUAGCACUUCAAUACAGUCCUGUAAUGCUUUUAUGCAUUGUGGCUAGGCAAUCUGGAUUUAUCAUAAUGUAACAGGCAGUGAUGCGUGAUAGACUGCCAUUACGGAUUCUGACUCCUGUCAGUGAAAUGAGGUCAGGAACACUUUAACUAUGCGUGCAGGUGAGAAUGUCUCUUUUACAUAGCGGUUAAGGUGCUCGCUUGUGCUGGGCAUGGUCGCUGGUCCGCACCCAGCGUACACCCUGCUACGCUAAUGUGCCAUAUCUUUAGGCUGAGAUUUGAAGAUGAUUUCUGUGGAUAGCCAACAUGCGCAGUUCAAAUCAAUGCUGAUGGAAAUGUUAUUUUUUUAAUUGAAUUACCAUGUAUCCCAUUAGUUAGGCAUCAUAGGCAAUACAGUAGAACCUUACAUACCCAGUUUAAUUGGCCCUAGGGCACUGCAUUGCAAUGUGAGUUGAAAAGCCUGAACUGUCCCAAACUGACCUACAUGGAGUCAUAUGGUAACGCUACUUCAAAAGAAUUCAGUAGUCUUUGGUAGAAGCGCAUACAGUCAGAAUACACAUAAAAGUUUGUGUUUAAACCUGACUAGUUUAAUAUAACUGUAUAUAUUGAAAUGUCUUGAGAUUCAGUCAUCUACUUUGUUUUAGUAAACAAAAGAUAUUAUUGGUUGGUUUCACAGACCCUGAUUAGCAUCGUCUACUGUAGGAACAGUAAAAACAGCAGUGUUGUUGCAGGAGGGAGCACAAUCUGGUUACACCAUGUUGCUCAUAAGACUAAUUGUCUUGGUGCUGGUGAACCCACAUAAGAUGAGAAAUUGUUUAUUUUAUAACCCAUACAUAAUGUUGAGUAACAUUUUGAUGCUUAAAAGCAAAUAUAGAAUAAAGGGAAAGUAAUGUGACCACAGCAAGGUGUUCUGUAACCUUUUAAGUAACGAUGGGCCAUAUUUCCAAAGCAGUUACUCCAGUCUUUAAUCAACUCCUGUUUUUUUUUUAAGGUGAGUUUAACAGUAAUCUACAACUGGAGAAUGCUCAAGAUACAUCCAAUUACAUUAAUUGAAUGUAUUUUAGUAGGAAUCUUGGUGGCCCAGUGGUUAAAAAAGGGACCUGUUACUAGGUGGUACCCAGUUCAAUCCCAGCUUAGCCACUGACUUGCUGUGUGUGACCCUGAGCAAGUCACUUAACCUUGUGCUCCAUCCUGUGGAUGAGAAACCGAGGUCAUAUUGUAAGUUACUCUGCAGCAGCAGUUGUAAUGCAUAGUUCGCCCCCUAGCCUCUAUAGAUCGCUUUGGGUAAAAGCAUCUGCUAAAUGACUAAUGUAUUAUAGUUAAUGAGAUAUAUGAUAGUAGUCAGUAGAUUUUUUAUUCAAUUAAAGAGUGGAAUAAACGCUUUGAAAAAA